AUGGAUUAAAAAGCUACAUAUAGGACAAGUGUUCGUAGAGCAACAGUACAAGUUGGUGGAAGCCCUUCAAAUAUGUACAGACCAGAAUAUUGUAAUAUAAAAAUGUAAUUUUUAAAGAGGUUGAGCAAUUUGGAUUGUAAGCCAGUCCUAGAGAUACUUCUAAAAUAUGGGAAUUGAUGGAUUCGUACUAGGGAAGUGAUAAAUUAGCAUUGUAAUAAUCGAUUGUACAUCAUGUUGAGUACACGUUGGCAAGAACACGCUUUGAUUUCUCAAAAUUUCAUAGUUAUUAAGCUUUGUCUCAUUCUGUAAGAGAUAGAUUGAUUGAAGCAUUUAAUGAUACAAAUUUACAUUUUCAUUAAAUGGAUGCCAAACGUAUAUACUAUUUGAGUUUGGAAUUUUUGAUAGGGAGGUGUUUAUAAAAUGCAUUAGUCAAUUUAGAUUUAGAAGAUGAUUAUAGAGAAGCAUUAUUAGAACUUGGAUAUAAACUAGAAGAGUUAUAUGAUGAAGAAGUAGAUCCUGCUUUAGGUAAUGGAGGUUUAGGAAGAUUGGCAGCUUGUUUUUUGGAUUCAUUAGCUACAUUAAAUUAUCCAUCAUUUGGAUAUGGAAUAAGAUAUACUUAUGGAAUAUUUAAAUAAUUAAUUAAAGAUGGUUAUUAAGUAGAAUCACCAGAUUUUUGGUUGAAUUAAGGAAAUCCAUGGGAAAUAGAAAGAUUAGAUGUUUAAUAUUAAAUUAGAUUCUAUGGUUUUGUAAAAAAAGUAUGGGAUCAUGGAGUUGAAAGAAGUGUUUGGGAAGGAGGUGAAACUAUUAUGGCUAGAGCAUAUGAUACACCAAUUCCUGGAUAUAAUACAUAAAAUACAAUAGCAUUAAGAUUAUGGAAAUCACAUCCUGCAUCAGAAUUCGAUUUUAGUAGUUUUAAUACAGGAGAUUAUUUUAAAGCAUUAGAAUAAAGAUAAAAAGCAGAAUAUAUAACAUCUGUUUUAUAUCCAAAUGAUUCAACUGAUGCUGGAAAAGAAUUAAGAUUAAAAUAAUAAUAUCUUUUGGUUUCUGCCAGUAUGUAAGAUAUUGUAAGAAGAUUUAAGAGAAGAAAAGUUUUAGAUUGGAAUGCAUUUCCAUCUAAAGUUGCNUUAAUAUAUAAAAUAAAAAUGGAUUAAAAAGCUACAUAUAGGACAAGUGUUCGUAGAGCAACAGUACAAGUUGGUGGAAGCCCUUCAAAUAUGUACAGACCAGAAUAUUGUAAUAUAAAAAUGUAAUUUUUAAAGAGGUUGAGCAAUUUGGAUUGUAAGCCAGUCCUAGAGAUACUUCUAAAAUAUGGGAAUUGAUGGAUUCGUACUAGGGAAGUGAUAAAUUAGCAUUGUAAUAAUCGAUUGUACAUCAUGUUGAGUACACGUUGGCAAGAACACGCUUUGAUUUCUCAAAAUUUCAUAGUUAUUAAGCUUUGUCUCAUUCUGUAAGAGAUAGAUUGAUUGAAGCAUUUAAUGAUACAAAUUUACAUUUUCAUUAAAUGGAUGCCAAACGUAUAUACUAUUUGAGUUUGGAAUUUUUGAUAGGGAGGUGUUUAUAAAAUGCAUUAGUCAAUUUAGAUUUAGAAGAUGAUUAUAGAGAAGCAUUAUUAGAACUUGGAUAUAAACUAGAAGAGUUAUAUGAUGAAGAAGUAGAUCCUGCUUUAGGUAAUGGAGGUUUAGGAAGAUUGGCAGCUUGUUUUUUGGAUUCAUUAGCUACAUUAAAUUAUCCAUCAUUUGGAUAUGGAAUAAGAUAUACUUAUGGAAUAUUUAAAUAAUUAAUUAAAGAUGGUUAUUAAGUAGAAUCACCAGAUUUUUGGUUGAAUUAAGGAAAUCCAUGGGAAAUAGAAAGAUUAGAUGUUUAAUAUUAAAUUAGAUUCUAUGGUUUUGUAAAAAAAGUAUGGGAUCAUGGAGUUGAAAGAAGUGUUUGGGAAGGAGGUGAAACUAUUAUGGCUAGAGCAUAUGAUACACCAAUUCCUGGAUAUAAUACAUAAAAUACAAUAGCAUUAAGAUUAUGGAAAUCACAUCCUGCAUCAGAAUUCGAUUUUAGUAGUUUUAAUACAGGAGAUUAUUUUAAAGCAUUAGAAUAAAGAUAAAAAGCAGAAUAUAUAACAUCUGUUUUAUAUCCAAAUGAUUCAACUGAUGCUGGAAAAGAAUUAAGAUUAAAAUAAUAAUAUCUUUUGGUUUCUGCCAGUAUGUAAGAUAUUGUAAGAAGAUUUAAGAGAAGAAAAGUUUUAGAUUGGAAUGCAUUUCCAUCUAAAGUUGCUGUAUAAUUAAAUGAUACACAUCCUGCAUUAGCUAUUGUUGAAUUACUUCGUAUUUUAAUAGAUAUUGAAUAAUUGGAUAACAUGAGUGCUUGGUAAAUUGUUACUAAAUCUUUUAAUUAUACAAAUCAUACAGUAUUACCAGAAGCUCUAGAAAAAUGGGGUGUACCUUUAAUUGAAAAAUUGCUUCCAAGACAUUUAGAAAUUAUAUAUUUAAUUAAUUUCUUAUUUUUAGAAAAAGUACAAUAAAAAUAUCCAAACAAUUGGGGUAAAUUAAGUGCUCUUUCAAUUGUUGAAGAAGAAGGAACUAAAAAAGUAAGAAUGGCUAAUCUAUCUAUUGUUGGUUCAAAAUUUGUUAAUGGAGUAGCUAAGAUUCAUACAGAAUUAUUAAAAACAACUAUAUUUAAAGAAUUCUUUGAAAUGCAUCCUAAUAAAUUUUAAAAUAAAACAAAUGGAGUUACUCCUAGAAGAUGGGUGAGAUGUGCAAAUCCUGCAUUAGCUGCAUUAUAUGAUAGAGUAUUAGGUAGUGAUAAAUGGGUUUAAGAUAUGGAACUAUUGAAAUAAUUAGAACCUAAUGUUUCAGAUCCUUAAUUUGUUAGAGAUUUCUAAAUGAUUAAAAUGGAAAAUAAGGAAAGAUUUGUUCAUUGGAUUAGAAAGACAUGUUAAGUUGAUUUAAAUAUUGAUUCAUUAUUUGAUAUUUAAGUCAAAAGAAUUCAUGAAUACAAAAGAUAAUUAAUGAACAUAUUAUAUGUUAUUUAUAGAUACUUGGUCAUUAAGGAAUCUUCACCUGAAGAAAGAAAAAGAAUUGUACCUAGAAGUGUAUGUUUUGGUGGUAAAGCAGCUCCUGGUUAUGUUAAUGCAAAAAGAGUUAUUAAAUUAAUUAAUUCUGUUGCUGAUGUUAUAAAUAAUGAUCAUUAAAUUGGAGAUCUUUUAAAAGUAGUUUUUAUGCCUAAUUAUAAUGUCAGUAAUGCUUAAAUUAUUAUUCCUGCUGCAGAAUUAUCUUAACAUAUUUCAACUGCUGGAACAGAAGCAUCAGGUACAUCAAAUAUGAAAUUUAUUAUGAAUGGAUGUUUAAUAUUAGGUACCUUGGAUGGAGCUAAUGUAGAAAUUGAUGAAGCAGUUGGAAGAGAAAAUAUUUUUAUUUUUGGAACUUAAGUUGAAGAUGUUGAUAAUAUGAAAGAAAAAAUGAGAAAUACAGAUCCUCAUGAAUAUUUCCCAUAAGAAUUAUUGAAAGUAUUUUAAGAAAUUGAUAAUGGAAGAUUUGGACAUAAUUAAGAAUUGAAAUGGAUUAUUGAUAGUAUAAGACAUAAGAAUGAUAAUUAUUUGGUUGGUUAAGACUUUAAAGACUAUAUAAAAGCAUAAUAAUAAGUAAAAAUUAAUUCUAAUAAUUUUAGGUUGAUGACUUAUAUCGUUAACCAAAUGAAUGGGCCAAAAAAAGUAUUUACAAUGCUAUCAGAUCUUUUAAAUUUAGCAGCGAUAGAACCAUUUAAGAAUAUGCUGAAGAAAUUUGGCAAUUGAAACCAAUAAAAGUUCCUGAACCAGCAGCUUAAAUGCAUGAAAGAGUCAAAGGUAUUACUUUGAGCAAAUCGUAAUAAGAAAUGGCAGAAAAAAUAAAAAAUUGAUAUCAAU
Messenger RNA from Paramecium sonneborni, 3892 nucleotides. The record is from the annotation of a GenBank genome assembly. NCBI's taxonomy places the organism in Eukaryota, Ciliophora, Oligohymenophorea, Peniculida, Parameciidae.